Messenger RNA from Heterocephalus glaber (naked mole-rat), 8920 nucleotides. It is a transcript of the gene Lrrn1, whose product is annotated as leucine rich repeat neuronal 1. Gene Ontology annotation, molecular function: protein binding. NCBI's taxonomy places the organism in Eukaryota, Metazoa, Chordata, Mammalia, Rodentia, Bathyergidae. The record is from RefSeq and is a predicted model, not a curated record.
GGGGAGCACAAAGCGGGGCGCACCGAGGGCGCAGGCAGCAAGCCUGGGAACGAGGGAGGGCCCACAGCGCCUGCCGGGUGGGGAGAGGGACCAUCCGUUGGCGCAGCCCUGGCGGCGGCAUCUCUAGAUGCCCGGGUGCCUUCCUCGGGAUCUGACCGCUCGCUGCCCUGCCCGCUGCACCUCAAUUCUCUUGCCCUCCUUUCCAAUUUUGCCUGCCUUUACCUUGGCCCCAAAAGCCGGAUUUAGCCCAGUACAGCGCAGCAGCUGUUGCUGGCGUUGCUGCCCCCUCUCUGGUCUUGGUGCUCUGCCUUGGGUCCCCCAAGGAGCCAGUGCUUACUGCGGGCUGAGAGGGAGGCGCCGCUCAGCCUGACCUCCUCCUCCUCCUCUUCUCCUUCUGCUGCUGCUGCCACCACCGGUGCCCAGUCCGCGCGCACUCCAACACCCCACCAGCCGGGCCUUGGGACACAUCUCUGGACUUUGAUUUGGCUGAAGUAACUCACAUGAAGACUUGUACACAUACCUGGAAUUAAGAACCACAGUUAAAAGACUUCAAAUUGUUUCCUGCUUCUUGAAAAGCCCAGAAAACCAUCCUUCUGGACUCUGGAAUUCUGUACAUUUCAACCAAGACAUUGCUUGACUGUUUACAUUUUCUGCUUACUGUCUUACUUUUCACUGUGUAGUGUUCACAUUUUGUUAAAACUCACGAGUGUCAGAAGUUGAGCUUGUUCAGCAAGCCGGCAUGGCUAGGAUAAGUGUAGUAGUAGCAGUUUGCCGAUUGGUGCUGAGCUUGCUAAUGACUUCACUAACCGAGUCUUCCAUAUUGAAUAAUGAGUGUCCACAACUUUGUGUAUGUGAAAUUCGUCCCUGGUUUACUCCACAGUCCACAUACAGAGAAGCCACCACUGUUGAUUGUAAUGACCUCCGCUUAACAAGAAUUCCUAGCAACCUUUCUAGUGACACACAAGUGCUUCUCUUACAGAGCAAUAACAUUGCAAAGACUGUGGAUGAACUUCAGCAGCUUUUCAACUUGACCGAACUAGAUUUCUCCCAAAACAACUUUACAAAUAUUAAGGAGGUAGGACUGGCAAACUUGACCCAGCUUACUACUCUGCAUUUGGAGGAAAAUCAGAUUACAGAGAUGACUGAUUUCUGUCUGCAGGACCUCAGCAAUCUUCAAGAACUCUACAUCAACCACAACCAGAUUAGCACUAUUUCUGCUAAUGCCUUUUCAGGCUUAAAAAAUCUUUUAAGGCUUCACCUGAAUUCCAACAAAUUGAAAGUUAUUGAUAGUCGCUGGUUUGAUUCUACACCCAACCUGGAAAUUCUCAUGAUUGGGGAAAACCCUGUGAUUGGAAUUCUGGAUAUGAACUUCAAACCUCUCUCAAAUUUGAGAAGCCUAGUUUUGGCAGGAAUGUAUCUCACUGAUAUUCCUGGAAAUGCUUUGGUGGGCCUGGAUAGCCUUGAGAGCCUGUCUUUUUAUGAUAACAAACUAGUCAAAGUUCCUCAACUUGCCCUGCAAAAAGUUCCAAACUUGAAAUUCUUAGACCUCAACAAAAACCCCAUUCACAAAAUCCAAGAAGGAGAUUUCAAAAACAUGCUUCGUUUAAAAGAGCUGGGAAUAAAUAAUAUGGGAGAACUCAUUUCUGUGGACCGCUAUGCCCUGGAUAACCUGCCUGAACUCACAAAGUUAGAAGCCACCAAUAACCCCAAACUAUCUUAUAUCCAUCGCUUGGCUUUUCGAAGUGUUCCUGCCCUGGAAAGUUUAAUGUUGAAUAACAAUGCUUUGAAUGCUGUUUACCAAAAGACAGUAGAAUCCCUUCCCAAUUUGCGUGAGAUCAGUAUCCACAGCAAUCCCCUCAGAUGUGACUGUGUCAUCCACUGGAUUAACUCCAACAAAACAAACAUCCGCUUCAUGGAGCCCUUAUCCAUGUUCUGUGCUAUGCCCCCUGAAUACAGAGGGCAACAGGUGAAGGAAGUUUUAAUCCAGGAUUCAAGCGAACAGUGCCUCCCAAUGAUAUCUCAUGACACAUUCCCAAAUCAUUUAAAUAUGGAUAUUGGCACAACAGUUUUACUAGACUGUCGGGCCAUGGCUGAGCCAGAACCUGAAAUUUACUGGGUCACUCCCAUUGGAAAUAAAAUAACUCUGGAAACCUUUUCAGAUAAGUACAAACUAAGUAGUGAAGGUACAUUGGAAAUAUCUAACAUACAGAUUGAAGACUCUGGAAGAUACACAUGUGUUGCCCAGAAUGUCCAAGGGGCAGACACUAGAGUGGCAACAAUUAAAGUUAAUGGAACUCUUCUGGAUGGCACCCAGGUGCUGAAAAUAUAUGUCAAGCAGGCAGAAUCUCAUUCCAUUUUAGUGUCCUGGAAAGUUAAUUCCAAUGUCAUGACAUCAAACUUAAAAUGGUCAUCUGCUACCAUGAAGAUUGACAAUACCCACAUUACAUAUACAGCCAGGGUCCCAGUAGAUGUUCAUGAAUACAACCUAACACAUCUACAGCCUUCUACAGAUUAUGAAGUGUGUCUCAUAGUGUCCAAUAUUCAUCAGCAGACUCAAAAGUCUUGUGUAAAUGUCACAACCAAAAAUGCUGCCUUCGCACUGGACAUCUCUGAUCAAGAAACCAGUACAGCCCUUGCUGCAGUAAUGGGAUCCAUGUUUGCAGUCAUUAGCCUUGCGUCCAUUGCUGUGUACAUUGCCAAAAGAUUUAAGAGAAAAAACUAUCAUCAUUCACUAAAAAAGUAUAUGCAAAAAACGUCUUCAAUCCCAUUAAAUGAGCUGUACCCACCACUCAUUAACCUCUGGGAAGGAGACAGUGAGAAAGACAAAGAUGGUUCUGCAGACACCAAGCCAACCCAGGUUGACACAUCCAGAAGCUAUUACAUGUGGUAACUCAGUGAAUAUUUUGCUUCUGGUAGUAAGGAGCACAAAGACAUUUUUGCUUUAUUCUGCAAAAGUAACAAGUUGGAGACUUUUGUAUUUCUGACUUUGCUAGUUUUUGGCAGAGUGCGGAGGAUGGGUGGAUAUUUCAGAUUUUUUUAGUAUAGCGUAUCGCAAGGGUUUGACACGGCUGGCAGCAACUCUAGGCUUCCAGUUAGUGUUUGGUUUUUAUUCUUAUCAUUAUUAUGAUUAUUAUAUUAUUAUUUUAUUUUAGUUGUUGUGCUAAAUUCAAUAAUGCUGUCCUAACUACAAUGCUCAAUAAAAUGAUUAAUGACAGGUUGGGGUUCCCCUCUGCUUUUACCAGUAGCAUGACCCCUUCUUCAGAAGCCAUCAAUAGAAAGUACUAUGUCCUCCAAAAAGCUAACAUACACUUUUGAAGCAGCAUUGAACCUUUUGUAGCAAUCUAGUCUACAGACUUGUAAUUCAAGAAGCUAAGACUAGACUUGUUACCUUUGUUGAAUGUUAGUUGACUGUACUGUAAUGUUGUAUCAACUGAAUUGAAUGUUCGCCUUUCAACAAUGACUUUAGUUCUUCCUCUUUUUUUGUAAUAGUUAAAGAGGCUUAGAACAAGCUAACAGGCAAUAGAAAUAUGUAUAUCAGAUUUUUUAAUGUAACAAACUACAUGUCAAUUGUUACUUUAUUCUUUUUAUCUUUAGUAGACACUUUUAAAAAAAGAUGAUAAUUUUGUUGUGUUUAACCCACCAACAUGUGGUGUAUAAAGAAGACAGAACUAUAAUAAACUAGUUUUGUUCUGAUUUUUUAGAACACUUGCAAUAAUGUAUCAUUUAUAGUUCUUGCUAAUUGCAGUGGUAAUAUUUUUCACAUCUAUGAAAACAGCAAUCAAUAAAUCAGCCAAAGUAUGUUGUCUUUGAAAGUUAGGUCCUAAAAAGUUUUGAAUUCUAUUUCUAAUGGAAGAAGUAUCUAUUUUAAUUAAGGCAUUUUAACAAACAGGAUUUCUAUAUUUUAAAUAUUACUGACCAGAACCUAAUGGGGGGUUCAUAUAAGGGAAAAAAAUAUAUUACUUUAUCCCAUCCAUAACUGAACAUGAUCUUACAUAUAUGAUGUAUUAGGUGAUACAGUAUCACUCCUUUUCUGUAAGAGAUGAGACAUGAUUUUUUAAAUAAUUUCUACAUUUUUCCAUUCAAGUAUAAAACAGUUAUGGAGUGUUUCAAAGUAUAUUACACCAUUCUUUUUUAACAGCUAUCCAUAUGCUUAAACUCUUAAUAGUCUAUAUAUCAGUGUGACCCAAGUAAAUUAUUACUAGAAAACAGAAUGACUUCUGUAUGGUUGGCAUUUUUCAUCCAAAUACUAUAUAUACAGAACUGGCAUAAUUAAAAGUUUCAAGAUUAUAUAAGAUAUGGAUAUGUGAAUUUUAGAAUAGAAGGACCUAAGUUUAGGUAUAAGAUCAUUUCCACAAAGGGUAUAGGGAGGAGACUUGAAUAUAUAGGUAGAGGACAAUAGACUCAUUUGAAAAUUUGAAAUGAUAAGGCAGAGAAAUAAAGAAAGUCUGUUCCACAUGGCAGCUGCUGUCAUGGACAUGCUAUCAGACCAGGAAUGAUGAGACUGUAAAAAGGGGCUAAGAGGAAACAGGUGCCAGAUGAGCAGAAUGAAGGAAAAGGGAGCAGAAAGAAAGUCCAGGUGAUCAGGCUGAGAGAUUUCUUUGUCAAAUUCCCUGUUUUAUGAAACACUUAAAAAAUAACCACUUUCCUUCCCAUUUCUAAGGGGUUUGGGAGAGAAUUUCAGAUGCUGUUACAAGCUGCAAGUGAGUAUCUGAGCUAGAAGCAUCCUUUGCCACAGCCUUCAUUUGUUGAUGCCACGGAGAGCUUAUAACUGGCCCAGGUCAAAUUCUGCCUAUUUAGAACCCUGCACUCUAUUGAUUGCUCCAAGGCCAGCAGCCUUCUAGAGUUGUCUCUUCUACAGCUCUGAGCAAACUCUGUUGCCCCUGUAUCAAAAUUGCACCAUAUCUUCAAGUUCCUGUUUACUCAGAAUAAGUAGCAGGAGGCCAGACCAGAGGACCAGGAAAGUGUAUACAUCGUUGGUGCUUCCAAGUACAAUACACGUGGGAAACAGAAUUAGAUAUGCUUUAGAUGCAAUCAUGAUGCGUUUCCUAUGAGGGAAUUCUUAACUUCACACAUGAACCAUGCAAGAACUUCUCAACUAAAUCUGCAAACCAUGACCCAUGACAGCUUGCAGCUGCAGAGAAGAGACAUCAUUUAUCCCAUACAGUGAUGAUUUGGAGCUAGCACAGAAUGGGCACUUAAAUAUUGGUAGAUAAAAGAAAGAAAUUAAUUCAAUUAUUUCCCCAUUCUGAAUAUAUAACAAGCACAAGAAUAUCUGAAUGCUUGUGUUAAGCCAGUUUGGGGAAUUUUCUUUUACUUUAAAAAAGUACUGAAGUUUAUUUUUCCCAGUCCAUGUUAAUGGGUUGGUUUUCACUUCAUAGGAAGGAAGAUGGCAGAACACUUCUUUCCCUAGCCAAAUAUUUCCUUAUUUGCACUUAAUUUAAUUUGGUAAGACAGUCAGUGAAAUUAGGCAUCAAACUAGUCCCUGCUUGUUAAUGGAGGUUAUAUCACCUUUGCUAGUGAAGUGGCUAUUAUAGAUCACAUUCUAAUUUCACAUUUUCCCUUUUGCUUCCUGCUUCCCUUGAGAUAUAGUGUAUAUCUAACCUGAUAGUAUAAGCCUAUCUUUAAAGCAGUUUCUUAAAAGUCAUUCCCUAAUUUGCCCAUUUAAUUAAUGACAAAUCAAACUGAUACCAUUAAUAUAAAAAGAAAUACAAUGUGUGAUUAUCAGUGCUUCUAACUUGGCUGUGACUGGCAAAGGAAAUCAUCUCCAUUUUUCUGUAAACAGUACCAAAGUCCAUAUGCUCUCUCACUUGGUUUCUAUUCAUUCAUUAGCUACGGACACCAUAGUCAACCUUUUAUUUAGUAUUUGUUUUCUAACUCUGUAUUCUUUUUCCAAAGCAUUUUGUUUUCAUUAUUUUAUUAUUGUUAUUUUAUUAUUAUUAUUGUUUCAUUAUUUUUACUAUUGGAAGGGAAAAAACAUAACACUUUGCUGGUAAAACCAUAUUUUCUGCCUUUCUGUUCACUAUAAAGGAGAAUUUAACUACUUUUGAUGCAUUCUAAGUACAACUGAUAAUGUUUUCUUCACCUCAGUCCUUUCAUUCUCACCCUGUUUGCAAAUAGACUUUUUUUCAUUUUUUAAAUUCAAAAGAGAUUAGCUGGUAGAAAAUGUUUCUUUAAAGCAAAGGUUUAGAAUAACCAUCUGGAGCUCUUGAAUGAUUUUUGACUAAAACCUUUGAAGGACUUGAUCUAAUUUGGUGGGGACAUGAUUAAUCUGUCUGUCCUCUGACUCUCCGACCCAUGCACCCUCACUGUUACCAGCUCCUCUCAGUAAUUUAAGUUGGAGAUUUAAGGUACAUGUGUGAAUAAGGAAGUGGUGAGGGAUCUAAUGAUUUUUAAUCCUUGAAGCCUCAGCAUAUUCCAGCACAGGUUAACAGAACUAAAUGGGUUUCUUUUAUUGUAAAACUCCUCAAGUGCUAAUAAAAGUAUAUAGUUUUCUACCAUUAUGUAUCUCAGAGUACUCUUCUGUAGUGUAGGUCCCGAGCAAUUGAGGAUUUAAUUUAACCCUAAAAAUAGUCUGGUAAAAUGGAUGCUAUUUUUUCUAAUCUACAGGUAAGAAAACUAAGACCCACAAGAAUAAGCAAUCGCCUGAUACUAUAGCUCUGUAAGAGGGAGAACAUGAUGGAGUCCCUUCACUUCCAGUUUUCCCUCCCUCUGACCAACCCCUUCUAAAGUGAAAGGAGGAACAUCUACUGAAGGGCAGAUGCUAGAAGUCCCUGGGCACAUAGGAAAAGACUGACCAAGUGAACAAAGUAUUGUUAAUGGGAAACAGCACCAAAGGCUUUCUUUGUCUUAAAUUUUUAUUUUAAGAAGCAUGGUAUGCUAAUGAUCUGUGAGAUAAAUUCAAAACUAUAUUCAUAUCAGGCUUUUUUUUUCUUUUUUUUGGUACCAGGGAUGGAACUCAGAGGCAUACAUUGGAACCACUGAGCUAAAUCCCCGGCCCUCAGGUUAAAUUUUAAUUCUAAUCUUCAGCUGCCACAAACUGUCCUCCCUGUUACACACUCAUAAAACAUUAAAAUUUUUUAAUUUUUUUGAGAAAAUUCCAAAUUCAUUCUUAGCUUAGGAAGCAACCAUGAAGUCUUACAUAAAACUACAAAAAAUUCCAACAUUUAAAAGAGAAAAUGUGAAGUUGAUAUACAAUUGAAAGUUCUAAGGGUGAUAUCUGGCAUUAAGAAAUCACCCAGAGCAGCUAGAAACAAAGAGCUCUUGCAUAAUCACCAAAUUUGUGAAUGUGUAAUGGUAUUUAGAAAAUUCUGACUUUUUCCCCAAAAUCUAUUUGGAUGCCAUAAGACAUUAAAAUAACAUAGAUAUUUUUCUAAAUAAAUGCAAUUGUCCUCUCAACAUCCCCAAUUUUUUCAGUUAUGUACUACUUCAAAUAAAGCAAAACCAGUGAUAUUCAUGAAUGUAUGUCUAUACAUAAACUGGAUUGGAUCAUGCCAUCUCACCCCUUUCCACCUUAGCCUUUCAUUUCUAUAACAUCAGACUAAGAGUGAAUCUCAGCCUGGACCCUGACAGAAUGAUCAAGAAUUCCUAAAAUGGGGAUAUCUUUACUUAAGGUGGCAUUUUUUUAUUCUUUAAAUUUAUUGGUACAUUUUAGGUAUACAGUAUGAUGACAUUCAUCAUUGGGAAUUUGUACCUUUACAUGAUAUAUCUUGGUUCUUAUUUUUUCCCACUCCCCUGCCCUCCCUUUAACCCCUCCACCCCUCCCUAUUUACAAAGACUUUGUUUCCAUUUUUUCCUUUUCUCAUAUUUUUUGCUUUGCAUAACUGCAUAUCUGUACAUCUCACUAGAAAGAGAAGACCAUAUCACAGCAGGCAGAACUACAUUUUUUACAGUAAAGGCUUAUGAAAAGGGAGAAACACUGUGUAUGCAGCUCUAUGCUAGGAACUUCAGAUAGAAUAUUUACAUUGAAUCCUCUAAGUCACCCAAGAAAUAAGUACUAUUGGCCCUACAUUAGUAACGAGUGGAUACUUGGCUUCAGAGUAAACAAAAUCAUUCAGUUGGCAAUUCUCAGUUCUAUAUGAGUAAAACUUGUAGUUUUUCAAAUAUAUAAAAAUCUAUAAGCUAAAUCUGGAUCAGGAGUAUAGAACAUGUAGCCCAAAAACACAAGUUGAAUUUGAGACAGCAAGAAUGGAGAAGAGGAAGGUACUGCUCACCUGUAAGGCUUCAGUACAGGGAAUAAUUUAACAACCAGACCUGAGAACAAUACAGUUGGGCUUCCAUGUCUGCUGACUCAGCAUCUGUGCCUUCAACAAACCUUGGUUAGAAAAUACAGGUUGAGUAUCCUUUAUCUGAAAAGCUCAAAGUAGAAGACUCUGAGAUUCAGAGUUUGUUCAUGUUUUAGGAUUUUUUUUUUCAUAGACUUUACUGAGUGAGCGUCCCUAUUCAGAAUUCAAAACACCAAAAUCUGAUUCAGCAUGAUGUCAGUGUUUGUGACACUUUUGAGAACUGAUCCCAUGCUCAAAAAGUUUUGGUCAGAUCUUUGGAUUAGGGAAGAUUAAAAUUGAAAAAACAAUUUUUUCUGUACUGAACAUAUACCAUUUUCUUGUCAUUAUUUCCUAAACAAAGUAAUAUUCCAAAUAUUUAAAUAAUUUUCAUUUAUUAGGUUUAAGAAAUUUAGUGAAUAUAAGGGUGUAGAUAGAUAGGUUACAUGCAAAUGCUACACCAUUUUAUAUAAGGGACUUGAGCGCCUUCAGAUUUUGAUAUUUACUAGGAGUUCUGGAACCAAUUCUCUGGAUACCAAGGGACAGCCAUAUGGACAUCUCAGAAAGCCUAAAGGAAGGACAACUCCAAAAAGUUUGUGAUACCAACUCCAUAGAAACAAGAAGAAACAAGCUGCAGAAGUAAACCAUGUAAAAUUAAAAUU